AUGUCGGGCUUCUGUGGGUGCUGCUACUGGAGCACCAACGCCUGGGCGUAUUUACCGCAGGUCUCCCUACAAGCCCAUGCGACGAUCCUGUCUUCUGCAGCCCGCACGACUCUCACCCAGACAUUCAUCAACCCCUCCGAAUCUCUCAUUAAAGAAGUAUCCUACACUUUCCCCCUUUAUGAUGGCGUAAGCGUCGUUGGAUUUCAGUGCCGCGUGGGAUCGCGCCUACUCCACAGUAAGGUCAAGACCAAGGAACAAGCUCAAUCUGAUUACCAAGAUGCUGUUGCAAAUCAGCAGACGGCGGCGAUCAUGGAUCAUUCCACCAGUCAGAAUGAUAUUUUCACCAUCCGCCUUGGUAAUGUUCCUGCAAAGGAGACUAUCACCAUUGAUAUCACCUUUGUUGGCGAGCUCAAGCAAGACUCGCAGAGCGAUGGAAUCCGCUACACGUUGCCAAACUCCAUUGCCCCCCGAUACGGAAACCUUGGUUUCAACGACUAUACCCACGGCUGCCCUACUGAAUAUGGCCUAUCUGCAGACCUCAAGGGCAUUUCCAUCACGGUUGAUGUCCUUAUGGAGAAGGACUCGGUCCUUCGGGAACUACAGUCCCCAAGUCAUUCCGUCAAAGUCUCUCUUGGUCGAAUGUCUUCCACACCUGCCGAUACCAAAUCAUUCGACCCAUCCAAAGCCUCUGCAACUCUGCGUCUCGUCAAGGGUGACCAUGUUCAGCUAGAACGUGACUUUGUUCUAGUCGUCAAGGCGGAUGGGCUCGAUAAUCCCCGUGCGUUGCUAGAAACCCAUUCCACUCUUCCAGAUCAGCGGGCUUUGAUGGCUACGUUGGUUCCCAAAUUCAGCCUUCCACCAGCUCAACCAGAAGUGGUCUUCGUCAUUGACAGAAGUGGAAGCAUGCAUGACAAAAUUCCUACCUUACAGCAAGCCCUUCGGAUAUUUUUAAAGUCCCUGCCGGUCGGUCUUUGUUUCAACAUUUGCUCGUUCGGAUCCAGCUUUUCCUUCCUUUGGCCAACCAGCAGAGUUUACGACGCAUCGAGUCUGGAAGAUGCCUUGAGCUUUGUAUCCACCCUUGGGGCCAACAUGGGCGGCACAGAGAUGCAGGCAGCUGUUGUUGCCACCGUGGAAAAUCGUCUGAAACACAAGGAUUUGGAAGUACUUCUACUCACUGAUGGCCAAAUUUUCAACCAACAGUAUCUAUUCGACUUCGUUCGCUCGUCCGCCGCCGACAACAACGCUCGCUUCUUUUCUCUUGCAAUCGGCGACGCUGCAUCCCAUUCGCUUGUCGAAGGCAUUGCGCGUGCUGGCAAUGGAUUCUCCCAGUCCGUUAUUGAGUACGAGGAGCUGGAUCGGAAGGUGGUAAGAAUGCUCAAGGGCGCCCUCACUCCACACAUCUUUGACUACACACUCGAGGUGCAAUAUGAUGGUAAGGCCGAUGACGACUUUGAAGUUGUGGAUUCCGACGUGCCCACGUCGGACUCGGGGGCCGAAGCUGCACCUGAAACCCCUGCCACGUCUCAGCAGACUCCCACGCAACAGCCUAUCUCCUUAUUCGAUGCCAACCUUGAAGGAUCGGACGCAGAAUUUGGAUCCCGUCAACAGGCAGAUGACAAGAACCUUCCUAAUAUUCGUCCCCCUCGGGCUCUGCAGGCACCUUACAAAAUUCCACCUCUUUACCCAUUCAUCAGGACCACAGUCUACCUUCUGCUGGAUCCACGAUCUGCACAUCGCAGUCCACAGUCGCUCAUAUUCCGUGCUACCUCCAAGCUGGGGCCUCUGGAGUUGCAAAUCCCCAUUAGUGACUCCGGCACAGGGGAGACGAUUCAUCAACUCGCUUCCCGCAAAGCAGUGAUUGAGUUAGAGGAAAAUCACGGCUGGCUUCAAGAUACUCGUGAUGAGUCGGGGAACCCGUUCCAGCAAUUUCACUUAGGUACACAGCAGCGUCUCGCGGCUCGCGAGUGUCAGAGACUUGGAGUCAAAUACCAGGUCACUGGCAAGUACUGUUCUUUUGUUGCUCUGGAAGAGGAUGAUUCCUCCAACCCCGAAAAGAGCCCGCCCUCGAAGGAGACUGAGCCACGGGCAGUGCCACUCGUUCAGGUAGUCCAAACCUCCCACCACUCAUCUGGGCCAUUUUCUGGUCGCAUACCAGCUCCAAUGCAUGGCGGCAACUACGCUUACUUAUCGUACAGCUCUGGGGGGCCACAGAGAAAUUUUGCCGCGAGAGCAAUGCCAGGCGCAUUUGCAAGCAUGCGGCCAAGAUUUCGGAAUCCUCAGCCGGUACACAUGGGGGCCUUUGGAUCUGGACAGGCAGCCAACUCAACAGCUCGAGCACGUCAAAAUACUUCAUCUGGAGCUAGCACUAUGAACCUCGGACCCAACUCGUCAGCACCCCUAUUCUGUGCCCAAUCGCCGCCGCCGCCGCCGCCGCCGCCCCCAUCAGCGUCAGGAGCAGCUCUCUUUGGAGGACAGGACCGCGCCCCCAUACAACUACAACAAAAUGUUUCAGCGCUAUCUUCGCCAAAGCCUUUCUUUGGAGGAGCUCCCCAUCCUCCUCCGGCAAGAAGAAGUCUGUUUGAAGGAUUUGGUCAAGCCCAAAAUCCAGCCCAGUCGAGUGCCUUUGGAGCACCAUCUGGAUCGCUUUUUGGCUCCCGGACUCCAUACGCAACGGGUGGCUCACUAUUUGGAAGUCCUCCUCCUGCGGCGCCGUCUUCCAUGCCAAUCUCAAAGGCAUCUCUUGUUGCUCGGCAGGAGGGGAACACUGCGGACUCGGCACUCUUCGCAAACACCUCGAAGGUACAUACCCUUGUGGCAUUGCAAACUUUUGAAGGAAACUGGGAAUGGAAGCAGGAUUUGUUUGAUGUCCUCGGAUCCAAUAUGGCAGACACUCAAGCAAAGGUACUCCGCUUGCUUCAGGCCGAGAACCUUAACACAGAAGUUGCAAAUGUUGCCGCUACUCUCCUGGCACUUGGAUUCCUUGUGAAUAAGAACGCGGAGUUGAAGGCUAUUUGGGAGCUGGUUCACGGUAAGGCAGAAGCCUGGAUUUUUCACAAAUUGCCUCAAAUCGGUGCCAUUGGCGAGGUCAUCGCAACCCAUAAGAACGAUAUCAUGGCCCUGGUCUGA
Messenger RNA from Penicillium daleae, 3126 nucleotides. RefSeq lists its product as uncharacterized. The transcript has a single exon. The record is from RefSeq and is a predicted model, not a curated record. Lineage: Eukaryota; Fungi; Ascomycota; Eurotiomycetes; Eurotiales; Aspergillaceae. The coding region runs from base 1 to 3126 and encodes 1041 amino acids.